This is a messenger RNA of Sphenostylis stenocarpa, 168 nucleotides long. The record is from the annotation of a GenBank genome assembly. Lineage: Eukaryota; Viridiplantae; Streptophyta; Magnoliopsida; Fabales; Fabaceae.
AUGGAAGCGAAAAUGGAGCCAAACAACACAGAUCUUAUGAACCCACUUUCUCAAAAUUGGGUGCCAGUAUCAACAAUCACACGACAAAAUAGUGAUGGUGACCGUGAUAUCGAUGAUAGGAAGAACAAUUAUGGUUGUGAUAAAAUUGGUGAAACUGACCGACAAUGA